AUGGCAAAGUUUGUUGAAUGGGCUAACAGCUUACUCGGCCGCUUUGAGGAACAGCUUCCAUAUCGCACAGGAACAACAAGUACUCAAGCAAGAAUCAACAUGGAACAAACUUUAAUUGAACAAAGCUUAAUUCAAAUAUCAAGAUAUAGGUUUUCCUUAGUUAUAUCUGGAUUAACAAAAAUGCUUCAAAGAGUAAAUGAAAUUUAUCAACCUACACAAGGUAGAGGCCAUGAUUCGGAAAGACUAGGCUAUGACUCACUGAUUAUCAUUUUACAGACAUUGGAACGAUGUCUGUCAAAUCAGUCAAAAGAUAAUGCCAGAUUUGAGGAAGCGAUGAAUGUAAAAUUAUUAUUGAGAGAAAUUUGCCAAUUCAUAGACGUACAAAGUGACCUAAACAUGCCAAACAAUUCACCUUCAUUGAAGGGUCUUGCAUCCAAAGUCUUGUUCGCACUCUCACAAAAUCAUUUUGGUGCUGUUUUCAAUAGAAUUUCCGCACGUUUACAAGAGCUCAGUGCAUGCUCUGAAGAGAAUCCUGACUAUAGUGAUGUUGAGUUAAUUCAACACAUUGAUCUGGAUGUCAUUAAACUAACAAAAUUACUGACAGAAGUCAUUCAAAAGUUCAAAUUAUUAAAGAAGUCUGCUCAUCUGAUUCUUCUGAAUUCAUUGGAAAAGGCUAUGUGGAAUUGGAUUGAAUUUCAUCCAAAAGAAUUUGAAGAUUUACAACGAAAUCCCAAUGAAGAGCUCUCGAAAUGUUGUGAAACAUUCUUCGACAUACUUGACUCGUAUGCGGAAAAUAAAAAGAGUCGUUCAGCUGUUUGGCCACUACAGAUUCUUCUACUUAUAUUAAGUCCAAAAGUUCUGGAGGAAAUCGUCAAUGCAGACAGUGGUGCACCUUGUUCUCCACGACAUAUUAAGAAAAAGCACUUUAUGGAAGGCAUUAAGAAAGGUUUGAGUUCACAUGCAUCAUCUAAACAAAUGACAGAGUCAGCAGCAAUUGCUGCAAUAAAGCUUUGUAAAGCAAGUACAUAUAUCAAUAUAAAUGAUUCAAAUAAUGUCACUUUUCAACUUGUUCAAAGUGUCAUUAAUGACUUGAAAGCUCUGCUGUUUAAUGUAUCGAAACCUUUCUCAAGAGGACAGGCAUAUAAUCUUCAAGAUAUUGAUUUAAUGAUUGAUUGCUGGGUCUCAUGUUUUAGAAUUAAGCCUCACAACAAUGAAGCUUUAAAAGUCUGUUUGAGCUUAACAUCACCUUCUAUAUUUCAUUAUGUUAUUGUCAGCUCAUUAUUGAAGAUUGUUACACAACCACGAUUAAAUUGGUGGCCCCAAAUAGAUUUGGUUUAUGCACGAUCGGCAGAAUUGCGAGCUUUAUUUACGGAUACAUUAAAUAAAGCAACACAGGGCUAUAUAGCACACACACCAUUGAGAAUGAUAGCAUCACUUUCGCUCAAAUCAAAAGAUAAUCAGUCACGAUUGAUCCGACCUGAUGAGACUCAUGCACACAAAGCACUUUUACUAUUGAUGGUGCGUUUAGUUCAUGCAGAUCCAAUGUUACUACUUAAUAGCCAAGGAAAAGCAGGUCAUGAAGUUCAAAGCUCUACUUUAGAACUAAUAAAUGGACUAGUAUCUUUAGUUCAUCAGCCUACAAUGCCAGAUGUGGCACAAGAAGCUAUGGAAGCAUUAUUAGCUUUACAUUCACCAGAAAAAAUCGAAAUGUGGAACCCAGAGGCUCCAAUUAAUACGUUUUGGGAUGUGUCUUCGCAAGUAUUGUUUUCAAUAUCACAAAAAUUAAUACAACAUCAAAUUGCUAACUAUACAGAUGUUUUGAAAUGGCUCAGAGAAAUUUUGAUUUGUCGGAAUACGUUCUUACAAAGGCACAAAGAUUACGCAAGUUGUGGUUCUCAAAUAGCAAUUUGUCGACAGGCGCACAUUAAACUAGAGGUUGUGUUCUUUAUGUACUUAUGGUCAGUAGAUCUUGAUGCAGUGAUUGUUGCACUUUCAUGUUUUGGAUUGUUAUGUGAAGAAGCAGAAAUUAGAUCUGGAUCUGAUGAGAUGACGGUAUCAUUUAUUUUGCCAAAUUAUCAUCUUUAUCAAGAAUUAGCUCAAGCAUCAAGCACUAUUACAACAGGAAACAGCGAGAGUCGAUAUUGCUUCUAUGAACACACACAAGGGAGAAUUGCUCUUCAAAAAACUAUUAUGGGUUUGUUGAGGAAAAUUGAGCAUUGUGUUAAUGGAAUUUCUCCAGCUUGGGAGGAAACUUACAGAAAUUGGGAGCAACUAUGCAAGCUUCUUCAAACGUAUCCAAAAGGAAAAGUAGAAGAUGGACAAACUGAAGUCUUUCACAGAAGUGUGAGUAAAAGGAGAGCAAGUCAUCAAUCAUCAGAGCAUGACUUAGAGGAACAAAUUAAUGAAUGGGCAAAUAUGACAUGGUUCCUUCUAGCACUUGGUGGCGUUUGUUUACAACGUCCAAAAACAAUUCGUGCUUUUCAAGGUCAAAACAUGACACUUGGCUCCUUAGUUCAGUCAACGAGUUCUAUAUCAAGCUCAAGCUCAGGAAGAGGAUCGAUGAUGAUGGUUUCUGUAAUUGGAUCUUUACCUGGACCACAGGAAGUUCAGUAUUGUCCUGUAACUCAAUUCAUCGGCCAACUUCUACGUCUUCUUGUGUGCAACAACGAAAAAUUUGGACCUCAAAUUCAAAAGCAUGUCAAAGAACUAAUUGGACAAGAAAUGUCAUCACAAAUGUACCCUAUUUUAUUUGACCAAAUUCGAUCAAUUGUUGAGAAAUUUUUCGAUCAGCAAGGGCAGGUUGUAGUGACAGAUAUAAAUACACAAUUUAUUGAGCAUAUAAUUUAUAUAAUGAAAUCAGUAUUAGAAGGAAGGCAAAGCAAAGAUGAACCAAUGGCAAAUGAGCAUUUAGGAGUAACGAGCAUAGAAGGAAUGAUGCUUGCAAUUGUUCGGUAUGUUCGACAUCUUGACAUGACAGUACAUGCGAUUCACAUCAAAACAAAAUUAUGUCAGCUCGUUGAAGUUAUGAUGAAACGACGAGACGACCUUGCUUUUCGACAAGAAAUGAAAUUUCGAAAUAAACUUGUAGAAUAUUUGACAGAUUGGGUCAUGGGAACAAGUCAUCAAAUAGCUCCACCAUCAUCUGGAGACGUAACAGUUAUUACUAGAGAUUUAGAUCAAGCAUGUAUGGCUUGUGUUGGUGCUUUAUUGAAAGGUCUUCCCUUACAACCUGAAGAAUCAGAUCGUGGAGAUUUGAUGGAUGCAAAAUCUGCAUUAUUUUUAAAAUAUUUUACAUUAUUUAUGAACUUAUUGAAUGACUGUGUAGAUAUAUCAGAUAGUGAUAAAGAACCGAGCAAUCAACCUAUUAUGAUGCCACCGAGGCCAAGAGUUGCCGCAACAAAAUUGACAGCUUUAAGAAAUUCAACAAUUCAAGCUAUGUCAAACUUGCUUAGUGCAAAUAUUGAUUCAGGUUUAAUGCAUUCUAUUGAUCUCGGAUAUAAUCAAGAUUUACAAACGCGUGCAGCUUUUAUGGAGGUAUUGACACAAAUUUUGCAACAAGGAACCGAAUUUGAAUGCCUUGCUGAAACAAUUAUUGCAGAUAGAUUUGAGCAGCUUGUGCAGUUAGUAACAAUGAUUAGUGACAAGGGAGAAUUGCCUAUCGCUAUGGCAUUAGCUAAUGUUGUAACUACAUCUCAAAUGGAUGAACUUGCAAGAGUUCUUGUAACACUUUUCGAUGCCAAGCAUCUCCUAUCACCACUUUUGUGGAAUAUGUUUUACAGAGAAGUUGAAGUUUCGGAUUGCAUGCAAACACUAUUUCGUGGCAACUCGUUAGGCAGUAAAAUAAUGGCAUUUUGUUUCAAAAUAUAUGGUGCAAGUUAUUUGCAAUCAUUACUUGAGCCAUUAAUAAGGCCAUUGAUUGAUGAUCCGAAUACUAAUUUCGAGGUUGAUCCAGCACGUUUAGAACCUACUACAGACGAUAUUGACGUAAAUCGUAAAAACUUGAUUGCAUUAACACAAAAAGUUUUUGAUGCUAUCGUUAAUUCUGCAGAUCGAUUUCCAUCUCAACUUCGUUCAAUGUGCCAUUGUCUAUAUCAGGUACUUAGCAAACGUUUUCCAAAUUUAUUACAGCAUAAUGUCACAAAUGUUGGUACAGUAAUAUUUUUGAGAUUCAUAAAUCCAGCUAUCGUCAGUCCUCAAGAAUUAGGAAUCAUAUCGAAGCAAGUUCCAUCACAUAUUAAACGUGGAUUAAUGUUAUUAUCAAAAAUACUUCAAAAUAUUGCUAAUCAUGUUGAAUUUUCAAAAGAGCAGCACAUGCUCUACUUUAAUGAUUUUCUUCGUGCUCAUUUUGAACCAUGCCGAAGAUUCUUCAUACAAAUCGCUUCUGAUUGUGAAACAGUUGAUCAAGCAUCAUCGCAUAGCAUGAGUUUUAUAUCUGAUGCAAAUGUCUUGGCAUUACAUCGUUUACUGUGGACUCAUCAGGAGCGCAUUGGAGAUUAUUUAUCAAGUUCUCGUGAUACAAAGCAUGUUGGACGUCGACCAUUUGAUAAAAUGGCUACAUUACUAGCUUAUUUGGGACCUCCUGAACAUAAACCCGUGAAUGUCGAUUCUCAUAUGUUGUUUUCAUCUUAUGCUCGUUGGAGUUCAAUUGAUAUUUCUUCAACAAAUUUUGAAGAAAUCAUGGUGAAACAUCAAAUGCACGAAAAAGAAGAAUUUAAGACACUAAAGUCUAUGAACAUUUUUUAUCAAGCUGGAACAUCAAAAGCAGGAUUUCCGGUAUUUUACUACAUUGCAAGACGAUAUAAAAUUGGUGAAACAAAUGGCGACUUGUUGAUAUAUCAUGUCAUUUUAACUCUCAAACCAUUUAUUCAUGCACCAUUUGAAGUUGUAAUUGACUUUACUCACACAUGUAGUGAUAACAGAUUUAGAACAGAAUUUCUGCAAAAAUGGUUCUAUGUUUUACCUGAGGUAGCUUAUGAAAACCUCCAUGCAGCAUACAUUUAUAACUGUAAUUCAUGGGUUCGAGAAUAUACUAAAUUUCAUGACCGGAUUUUGGCUCCAUUAAGAGGGAAUCGAAAACUUGUUUUCCUGGACGCACCAUCAAAACUAAAUGAUUUUAUAGAUGUUGAACAGCAAAAAUUACCUGGUGCAACAUUAUCUCUUGAUGAAGACUUGAAAGUUUUCAAUAAUGCAUUAAAAUUGAGUCAUAAAGAUACAAAAGUUUCCAUUAAAGUUGGUCCAACUGCUUUACAAAUAGCAUCUGCUGAAAAAACUAAAGUAUUAGCACAUUCUGUUUUACUUAAUGAUGUUUACUAUGCAUCUGAAAUUGAGGAAAUAACUCUUGUUGAUGAUAAUCAAUUUACAUUAUCAAUAGCAAACGAGAGUUCACAGCUCAGUUUUAUUCACAACGAUUGCGAUAAUAUUGUUCAAGCAGUAAUUCAUAUUCGGAACAGAUGGGAAUUAAGUCAACCAGAUUCAGUAACAGUUCAUCAAAAAAUCAGACCGAAAGAUGUUCCUGGAACAUUACUAAAUAUGGCACUAUUGAAUCUUGGAUCAUCAGAUCCAAAUUUAAGAACAGCUGCAUAUAACUUACUAUGUGCAUUGACUGCAACAUUUGACUUAAAAAUUGAAGGCCAGCUAUUGGAAACACAAGGUCUCUGUAUUCCAUCAAACAAUACUAUUUUUAUUAAGGAAAUUUCGGAGAAGUUAGCAACGAAUGAGCCUCAUUUGACGUUGGAAUUUUUAGAAGAAUGUAUUCAGGGUUUUCAGCGUAGUACGAUUGAAUUAAAACAUUUGUGUCUCGAAUAUAUGACACCUUGGCUAGCUAAUCUCGUAAGAUUCUGCAAGCCAACUGACGAGGGAAAGAGACAAAAACAAGUUGCACAAAUUUUAGAAAAACUUAUUAACUUGACUAUAGAGCAAAAGGAAAUGUAUCCAUCAAUUCAAGCAAAAAUUUGGGGAAAUAUCGGACAGAUCCCCGAUUUGAUUGAUAUGGUUUUGGAUAACUUUAUUCAUAAAUCAGUAAGUUCUGGUCUUGGAUCUCCACAAGUUGAAAUAAUGGCAGACACAGCUGUAGCUUUAGCCAGUGCAAAUGUUCAAUUGGUUGCUAAAAAGGUUAUAGGGCGAUUAUGUCGCGUAAUGGACAAAACGUGUUUGUCACCAACCCAAUACUUGGAGCAACACAUGAUGUGGGAUGAUAUAGCAAUCCUCGCAAGAUAUCUUCUUAUGUUAUCUUUCAACAAUUGUUUGGAUGUAGCACGACACCUUCCAUAUCUCUUCCAUACUGUCACCUUUCUUGUUUGCAGUGGCUCUCUUAGUAUGCGAGCAUCAACUCAUGGUCUAGUCAUUAAUAUUAUUCAUUCAUUAUGUACAUGCACGAAACCCUCAUUUGCCGAAGAAACGCAUCGAGUUUUGAGACUUUCACUUGAUGAAUUUUCUUUACCUAAAUUUUAUUUGCUGUUUGGAAUCAGUAAAGUCAAAUCUGCAGCCAGUACUGCAUUCAGAUCAUCAUGUCGUCACCAUUCAGAUCGCUGGUUAGGAAAUGAAAGAGUAUCACAACCUCCAUUGGAUCGUGAAAGAUUAGCACUACCUUCCUUGGAGGUCAUUACUGAUGCAUUGCUUGAAAUCAUGGAAGCAUGUAUGCGCGAUAUUCCCGAUUGUGAUUGGUUACAAACAUGGACAUCAUUAGCAAAAAGUUUUGCUUUUUGUUAUAAUCCUGCAUUACAGCCAAGAGCUUUGAUAGUGUUUGGUUGCAUUAGCAAAUCAAUUACUGACUCAGACGUUAAACAAUUACUCAGAAUUCUUGUUAAAGCGUUAGAAAGUUUCAAUGACAUUCAACUUUUAGAAGCGCUUAUUAUGUGCUUAACAAGAUUGCAACCAUUAUUACGACCAGAAUCAACAAUACAUAGAGCACUUUUUUGGGUAGCUGUUUCUGUACUGCAACUUGAUGAAUCAACACUUUAUGCUGCUGGCUUGGCUCUUCUCGAACAAAAUUUACACACUCUUAAUUCACAGCAAACGUUUGAUAAACAGAACUUAGCAGAUGUAAUGAUGGAUACACGUGAACCAUUGGAAUGGCACUUUAAGCAACUCGAUCAUGCAGUUGGAUUAUCAUUUAAAUGCAAUUUUCAUUUUGCACUUGUUGGACAUUUACUUAAAGGAUUCCGACAUCCAACACCGACAACAGUAUCUAGAACAAAUCGUGUACUUACAAUGCUACUUGGAAUUGUUGCCAAACCAAGUCGCAGAGAUAAAUUUGAAGUUGCUCAUGAUUCUGUUGCAUACUUAACAGCUCUUGUGAGUGUUUCUGAAGAAGUACGAUCACGCUGUCAUGUCAAGCAUACAAUUCCUCGAUGGCCACCAAUAGAAUCAGCAAAUGAUAAUUCAGUUGAUUCAACAACAGGAAAUCAGAACGUUCGACGUCAAAAGUCAUGGGAUAUGUUAGAUCAGUCAGCAAUAGCAUAUGCUCGACAACAACAUAAGGUUCCACAUCAGGAAGCGGUAGUAAUUAAAGGAAAGAUAUGGCGAAGCCUUGAUUUGGCAAAUCAAUCGAAUGUAACUGUCAGUAGUAAUUUAAAUAAUAGUCCUAAUAAUCACCCAACAUCAACAACAUCAACAACAGCAACUAAUGCCCAUCACAAUUCCUUGAUAAAUGCCAAUCAGACACCUCAUUAUCAGAGACAUGACUUUAAAAAUCGUCGAUCCUCAUCUGAGCCGGCGAAUGAGCAAAAGAUGCUCUCUCACAUUCAAUCAAAUCCUAAUAAUAACAUAAGUAACAGUAAUUUAAGUAAUAAUCAGAACAACACUACAACAAUUCCUAAUACAAGCAUAAAUCAGACUAAUAACUGUUGUUCAAAUAACAAUACUAGUUUGGCCCUCGAUGAUGCAUCUGAUAUUCAAAAUCCCAGCGAUGAUUUCAUUGAUUGUCUUCAUCAGAAAAAUAUUAAAAAUGCUAGAGUUUUGAUGUUCAAAACGCAAAGAUCAUUCUCAGUGCCAACAACAAAGGAGCAAAAAUCAACAGCAGAUGAACGACAGGAACGUGGUUCUCGAUCAUCAGUAUCAAAUGAGUCUAAUGUUCUUUUGGAUCCAGAAGUUUUGCCUGAUAGCUCAACACAAGCACUUGUCUUAACAGUCCUUGCAACACUUUUAAAAUAUUCCACUGAUGAAACUGAAACCCGAGUUCUAUAUCAAUACUUGGCUGAAGGAUCUGUUGUAUUUCCAAAAGUUUUUCCAGUCAUUCACUCACUUCUCGAUCAGAAAAUCAAUAAUGUUCUUGGAUCAUCAAAUGAUCAAGUAGUUCUUGCUGCUGCUCAAGGAAUUAUUCAAAACAUGCUAGCAUCAGAAGAUGCAUCACAACAGCCAUUGCAUUUCUUGCAAUCAUGUGGCUUCGGAGGUUUGUGGAGAUUUGCUGGACCAUUUACUAAGUACAAUAUGAUGGUAGAAUCCUCUGAACUGUUUGUAAACUGUCUUGAAGCCAUGGUUGAAACGUGUCUACCAGCUGAAGAAAAUCAACCUGUACCAUCGUCACCAAGACCAUACAAUCUAACAUCAAGUUUGAGUAGUUUGACAUUAGGAUCGCCAGACAAAGCUUUUUCGACAGAAUCACUAGAUCGUGAUCGAGAACGUGAAUAUAGUGGCUCUUUAAGACGAGCAUCAUUAUCAAAAGCACGUUCAGCAAAUGCAAAAAUUCGACAAUUUAAUGAAACAUAA
Chironomus riparius is the source of this 8706-nucleotide messenger RNA. Lineage: Eukaryota; Metazoa; Arthropoda; Insecta; Diptera; Chironomidae. The record is from the annotation of a GenBank genome assembly.